Molecule: messenger RNA, 3692 nt
Organism: Ricinus communis (castor bean)
Lineage: Eukaryota; Viridiplantae; Streptophyta; Magnoliopsida; Malpighiales; Euphorbiaceae
Exons: 9
Coding region: 240-2324 (694 amino acids)
Source: RefSeq, a predicted model, not a curated record
UUCUUAUUAGUAAUGGAGCGCAGAGCCCAACUUUACGCCAUGUCGUAAAAGAAAUCAGAAAAAGCCCAAACCCGAAGUGUCUUCUUUUGGUCUACAAAUGGGCAAUAUUAAUGUUUUUCCCAUGGCCCGUUUUAAUUAUGGCGGGAAGACUGAGAAAUUUGCGGCAAAACCACCAGUUCAGUUCAGGUAGUCCUUAAAUUUCCUCAAUCGUUUACCGCCUGAUUAACUGACGAUCAUCCAUGGCCACAUUAGAAGAAAUAACUGAUCUCUUCUCGAAACUCGCAUUUCACCUCCAAACCCUGUCUCAUGCUUCGUCGCCAAAAGAUUCAAAUUCUUUUAUUGAUCUCUCAAUUUCAAAGCUUAAUCAGUCUCUCAACAUAAUUGACAAUACUCAAACUAGGGUUUUAGAUACCGCUCUCUCUCUCAUGUGCUUCAGAGCGCCACAGGUUUUUGAUUCUACGAUUGAGUAUCUGGUGAAGACAAUUGUUAGUGUGUUGUCUUCUUCGAUAAGGUGUAACGUGUUGCGAUUGGAGAAAGAAGAGGUUUUGCAAAUUGGUAGUGCAAUUUCCAAAAAAAGUUUUCUUGAAUUUAUUCAAGUUGUCAAUGACGUUGUUUCGAAAUUAGAGGAAAAUGGGAUGCCUUGUCAUUUGCUUUUAUGUGCUUUCGCUAGAGUUGCGGUUUCAGCAUCCUGCUAUAGAUAUUUGGUCCCCUCAAUGCAUGUAUUGGAUACUAAAUCAAUUAAUGGAAAAAGCUCUGCUCUUUCAAAGCUCCUCUGUUCCUUGCCUAAAGACUCUCUGAACAACCAUGAAAUACCACCAAGGUUGCUAUCCUGGUAUCUCGAUCCACUAGCCUUAAAGCAUAAUAUCUCAAAUAUUUUGCAAGUCACCAUGGAAAGGCCUUUCCUUCUUUCGAGCAAGGAAUUUUAUGACAGGAUGGAGUGGCGCUCCAUUCUUAUGUGCUUGGUGCUUUCUCCAACUAUGUUUAUUCAUACUAAAGCGCUAUUACACAAUUGGUUUAUGUUGACGGGUCUGGGUUCUAUACUAGAACUUCUAAUUGAAUUAGUUGCGCUGAUACUAGAUGUCAUCUCUAGACCAACAUGGUGGGGCAUGUCAAUGGAAUUGGGAUCAAAGCUACCAUAUGCUAAUGCAUAUUUCCCCUACAAAAACCAUUUAUUAAGGAUCUUGGUCGGCCCACUCUCAUCUAUAAGUUUUCUUCAAUUAGUUUAUCGGACAACAGAGUCCGUUUCUCAUAUCAUGGAACAAUUUGGUCGGACUUGUAAGGCAUCAGUACUGAAGAUUGCAUCAACAGAGUCCAAGUCUAUCUGGGCUCUUGCAAUCUGCUUUCCAGAUUGGUUUUAUUUUGCUUCGGUUUUACUCUUCUCCACCAAUUGUUUUCAAAAGAGUCAUCAGUCAAAACGCAUAUUUGGAGUACCCAAAUCUGGAAAAACAAAUAACAAAGAACAAUCUCCUCCUGCUGCUGCUGCUGCAAGAUACAUUGCUUGGAUUCUGAGUCCUAACAACCAAUCUCAACAAGAUUGGCUAUUUGGUGGUUUGACUAAAAUAUCAGAGUUUUGGACCCUGAGACAAAUUGACUUGGGUACUUCUGGCAGAGAUAUAGCUAGCUGCAGGAAGAAACUUAAGAAUUCCAAAUGUUAUAACAUUGAAGAGGAUUUUAGUCUUGGAACUGAGGAUAACUGUCAAACCAUUGGCCUCUGGCUUAAAGAAUUCCAAAGUAUCAUGAAGCAUGGUAACGAAUCUGUCAACAAUUUGUACUCCUGUGAAGCAAAUUCAUACGUUUUUGCUUUUGAGAACCAUAUGUUUUUCAGGAGAAUCCCAUUGGGCAUCUUGAUUGGUUUCCCAAGUUAUGUAAAUGAAGAUGGAUUUGAACUUCUGUUGCAUUAUGCUGCAACUGGUAGGAUGCUUCCUUUAACGACUAAGAACGAUAGAAAGGAUCAUUUAGAAAAAAAGUCUAUGGGACUAGAAGAUCUGGGCCUAGGAAGCAAUAGUAAAAAGGAAGCUGUUGCAGGUGCCUGUCUUGUCUUCAGUUUAAGUGAUACUGUUGAGAGGAUAUCUGCCUCGUUAUUUGAGAAUGAAAAAAGUGGGCUGGACGCUAUUUCCCAGGUGAAAUUGAGGGCAGGCAGGUAUUUGAUAAAGUGUCUUAAGAGCCUCAUCCAGCUCAAUAUUGCUGAAGAUGGACAUGCGACGCAGAUGGAUCUCCAUGAUAGACUGGAGCGAUGGAGGCAUCAAGGGCAAGAAAUGUUAAAUAUUGACAAAGAUCUAGAUGAUGCCAUUAAGGCCUUGAGUAAUGAAUUAUUACCAUCAUGAAGGGGUCUUGUGAAGGACAUAGGCCUUUUGUUGAUAAUGGUGUUUUUUCUUGGACUUUGUUAUUGUACAAGCUUGCACUCAAUCUCUCAGCGUUUAAGCUAACUAUCUCAAUCAUCCACUGAAAGCUAUUGGGUUUCUGGUUUUGCAUGCUACUUUAUCUCUCAUGUGCUUCAAAGCACCAAAGGUUUUGAUUCAGUGAUCGAGUAUCUGGCGAAGACCGUUGUUAGUUUGUCUCCAAUAAUUUGUAAGGUGUUGCAUUUCCAGAAAGAAGAGGCUUCGGGUGCCAAUCACUUAUGUGGGUAUCGAUGUUCUUAAUCGUGUCUUUCGAAAAUGGAUAAAUGAGUUGAGCUUCCCCCUUCUCUCAGUUAAGUGCUCCCUCAAUUAUACUGAGGGGGCAUUUGGUUCACUGUUUGAGAAAGAUUACAGGCCAGCCUAUUGUUGGGUUCUGGUUCAUGGUGAAUCUUCAUAGUAGAUUGGAUUGGCAGAGAUAACAAGGUUUUCAGCUGCAUUGAAGUUGGACCGAAAGCCUCUUUGCACUUCCUGGACAAGGAUCCCCUCCAAAAGUUGCAGGAGCCACAUCUAUAUCGCAUGCUCCCUUUCCAAUGCAGUACUGCAAGAGGUUACGUGAAGUUACAAUCAGUACGUACCUUUUGGAAAGGGUCCCAUGACUUUAAGGCAUGACACUUCCCCUGUCGAUAGGCGCCGCAUCUACCCUGAGGCCAUCCGUAGCUGGCAAAGACGAUCUUAGAGAACUUCUGGCCUGGCGGACACCACAGAUGGGCUUUGGGCGUGACUGGGAUGUUCUCUGUCCAGCUUUUCAUUUCUGGUUGGUCAUCAUCUAUAUCAGCACAAACACUUCCUACAACUCUUUUUACCAAAGAAAUUCCUGUCGGAUCACCACCCAUUUCUUCGAAUACAACUAACAGAUUCCCCGUGGGUUUCAGCCAUGAGCGUGGAACAUGAUACCUGAGAGAAAUUUCGUUAUUAAAAUUAUUCAAAUUGUGCUGAUAAACUAAAGACUGAAACAAGCCAGUAAGUAGUUUUCUCACCAUUGUUGAGGGGGCUGUCCGCAUCCAGAUCUACAUUUCUGAUCAUCAUAAUAUCCGGCGUAAUCACAAUCUUUACAAUUACCUUUGGCGGUAUAUGCAGGCCAGUGGCGUCCAAUACUUCGGCCAUUUAUAUACAUCUGACCUUUACCCAUGCUACCCAUAUAUAAAGCUACUGGAUCGUUGCCUGGCGGUGCAUUAAUGAAAGUCUGAAAUUUGUAUGCUCAAUCGUCAGUUGGGUUCUCAGAAAAUUUCAUAUGCUGUCUUUGCAAAAAUAAGAGAACAACAAAAUGAACAUGAAAGUUUUUGGUGGCCGAAGCAA